AUGAAUGCAUUGAGUGACGGUCAUGAUCUUAUAUGGCACAGACAGGUUCCCAUGAAGGUGUCGAUUCUAGCAUGGAGACUUUUGAAAGAUAGGUUGCCAACGAAGACAAACUUGGUUACUCGAGGUAUUGUCCCAACGGAUGCUCGCUUUUGCGUUUCUGGAUGUGGUGAUGCCGAACCGGCACAUCACUUAUUUCUCACUUGCAGUGUUUUCGGUUCUCUUUGGUCGAUGGUUCGGGCUUGGAUUGGUUCUAUGGCGGUUGAUGCCAAUAGCUUACCUGAUCACUUUGUUCAGUUCACUCAGUCAGCAGGUGGUCAGCGAGCACAAUGGUCUUUUAUGCAGCUUAUUUGGCUCGCUUGUGUCUGGAUUUUGUGGCAUGAGAGGAAUCACAGGUUAUUCAGGAACACGACCUCUUUUUUACAUCAAAUGUUGGAUAAGGUCAAGUUGUUUUCAUAUUGGUGGUUGAAGUCGACAAAUGUCUCUUAA
Molecule: messenger RNA, 486 nt
Organism: Trifolium pratense (red clover)
Lineage: Eukaryota; Viridiplantae; Streptophyta; Magnoliopsida; Fabales; Fabaceae
Exons: 1
Coding region: 1-486 (161 amino acids)
Source: RefSeq, a predicted model, not a curated record